Messenger RNA from Ailuropoda melanoleuca (giant panda), 4785 nucleotides. It is a transcript of the gene SUFU, whose product is annotated as SUFU negative regulator of hedgehog signaling. Gene Ontology annotation, molecular function: transcription factor binding. The record is from RefSeq and is a predicted model, not a curated record. Bases 224 to 1681 code for a protein of 485 amino acids. Gene Ontology annotation, cellular component: nucleus; cytoplasm. The transcript has 12 exons. Lineage: Eukaryota; Metazoa; Chordata; Mammalia; Carnivora; Ursidae.
CCCCGCCCCUUCGAGCGCCCCGCGGCCCCCGAGGCACCCUCUGGCCGUCUCUGCGGCGGCGACGGCCUGGGCAGACUGUGCGCCGUGCGCAGGCGCGGAGCCUAGACCUCGCUGCAGCCCCCAUCGCCUCGGGGAGUCGUACCCGCGGAGUCCGCCUGCUGGCGCGUCAGUGCUCUCCCCCUCGUCCACCCUCCCCGGUCCCCCCAGCACCCUACGCGCCCGGAUGGCGGAGCUGCGGCCUAGCGGCGCCCCCGGCCCCGCCGCGCCCCCGGCCCCUGGCCCUAGUGCGCCCCCGGCCUUCGCCUCGCUCUUCCCCCCGGGACUGCACGCCAUCUACGGAGAGUGCCGUCGCCUUUACCCUGACCAGCCGAACCCGCUCCAGGUUACCGCUAUCGUCAAGUACUGGUUGGGCGGCCCAGACCCCUUGGACUAUGUUAGCAUGUACAGGAACAUGGGGAGCCCUUCUGCCAAUAUCCCUGAACACUGGCACUACAUCAGCUUCGGUCUGAGUGAUCUCUAUGGUGACAGCAGAGUCCAUGAAUUUACAGGAACAGACGGGCCUAGUGGUUUUGGCUUUGAAUUGACAUUUCGUCUGAAGAGAGAAACAGGGGAGUCUGCCCCCCCAACAUGGCCAGCAGAGCUAAUGCAGGGCUUGGCCAGAUAUGUGUUCCAGUCAGAGAACACCUUCUGCAGCGGGGACCAUGUGUCUUGGCACAGCCCUUUGGAUAACAGCGAGUCAAGAAUUCAGCACAUGCUGCUGACCGAGGACCCACAGAUGCAACCCGUGCAGACACCCUUUGGGGUAGUUACGUUCCUCCAGAUUGUUGGCGUCUGCACCGAGGAGCUCCACGCAGCCCAGCAGUGGAACGGGCAGGGCAUCUUGGAGCUGUUGCGGACAGUGCCCGUCGCUGGCGGCCCCUGGCUGAUAACUGACAUGCGGAGGGGAGAGACCAUAUUUGAGAUCGAUCCACACCUGCAACAGGAGAGAGUUGACAAAGGCAUCGAGACGGAUGGCUCCAACCUGAGUGGUGUCAGCGCCAAGUGUGCCUGGGACGACCUAAGCCGGCCCCCCGAGGAUGAUGAGGACAGCCGGAGCAUCUGUAUCGGCACGCAGCCACGGCGGCUCUCUGGCAAAGACACGGAGCAGAUCCGGGAGACCCUGAGGAGAGGACUUGAGAUCAACAGCAAACCUGUCCUUCCGCCAAUCAACCCUCAGCGGCAGAACGGCUUCACCCACGACCGGGCCCCGAGCCGCAAAGACAGCCUGGAAAGCGACAGCUCCACAGCCAUCAUUCCCCAUGAGCUGAUCCGCACACGACAACUCGAGAGCGUGCAUCUGAAAUUCAACCAGGAGUCAGGGGCUCUCAUUCCCCUCUGCCUACGGGGCAGGCUUCUGCAUGGACGGCACUUUACAUAUAAAAGUAUCACAGGUGACAUGGCCAUCACAUUCGUUUCCACGGGAGUGGAAGGCGCCUUUGCCACUGAGGAGCACCCUUAUGCAGCCCAUGGACCCUGGUUACAAAUUCUGUUGACUGAAGAGUUUGUAGAGAAAAUGUUGGAGGACUUAGAAGAUUUGACUUCUCCAGAGGAAUUCAAACUUCCCAAAGAGUACAGCUGGCCUGAAAAGAAGCUGAAAGUCUCCAUUCUGCCUGACGUGGUGUUCGAUAGUCCGCUGCACUAGCUUGGGCUGGGCCCUGCAGGGGCUAAGGGAGAGCCCAGUGGCUCCCUGGUGACUUCCAGCAUAACAACUGCGUAAAUGCGAUUCCCACAAAUUAAACGACACGUAUGAGGAAGACUGCGCAGCCACCGCCCCUGCCUCAGCGGCAGCUCAGGGCCCUCACCCCGGCGGCCAAGCCCCCUGGGCUGGGAGUGGGCAAAUGCAAGCCUUCCCCUCCUGCUGCUGCCACAGCUGGUGGUUUGAGAUGUGACUGUGGACCUUUGAUGUGCCCUUAGGUGGAGACGGACCUCGUUCUCACUUAUCCCCUGCCUCGCAGCCCGGCAGGAGGGAGUGGAGUGGCCCGUGCGCACACGGCCGAGCUCUGCUGGGGGAAGGCUUUGCUAGGCUGGGUCCUCUGGCCACGGAACAGUUCCUCCGACCGUGUUUGGUUUUCUUCCUCCUUAUUUUAUUUUGUCGAAACCGGACGGUAUUUUAUUGGUCUUCAGAGAUGUCCAGAAGCCGUGUAUAUAAUGUUUUUUAAACAGAACUUUAUUCCCAGAUGAACUUUCUCAUUCUCUCAGACGAGGGCCUCAGGAGCCACCACCAGAGAAGGUGCCAGGUUUGGUUUGCCUGCCAGCCUGGGGCCCUGGAGGAGCCAGCUUCGCAGAGAAGCUUUUCUUCCCAGCUGGGCCUGGUGGAGCCUGGGGCAGGGGAGAGCUGAGCUGUGCCCCCGUGCAGCCUUCAGUGUGGCAGCCAGCCGGGGCCAGGAGGAGGCGCCUCUGUUUCUCCAGCAGACUAGACCCCUGACAAAGUUCAAGGACCGCCAGGGUCUCAGAGACAUGGUAGCCCCAGCCUCAUCUUCUGGCCCUUGUCCACCUAACCAGGCCUGCCUGAGAGGGGCUGAGGCCCAGCACCUCGUUGACCAUCCCCACCUGCCACUCCGGGCCUAGGUCUCCAGCUCUGACCACUCCUGUCCCAUUUCCUCCUGCCCUGGGCCUCCCAGCCUCCAGGCUGCAGGACUCUGGCAUAUUAAAAAUGGAAAAAUCAGCCUCUCACCAUGUCCUUCACUUUGAUUUUGCAAACACCGCACUCUGCCGCCCUCAUCCUCCCCGUGUCCAUUCAUUUCUUGUCUUUCAUCCCAUUCUCCAUGUCAUCCCCCAUGCCUCUUUUCCUGCAUCCUGGUCUCUCCCAGUCCCUUGCCCCACUACUGCACAUCUCCUGGUCUUCCUUCCAGAAAUAGACCUAUCUCUGGCCCGUGGGUUUGGGGUUCCUCUUGGGUUGUCUCCUACUUCUGACCUGGAAUCAGUAAGCCCCUUUCGUGCCCUCUCACCCCUGACUCUAGGGACUGCUAUUUCAAGAUCUCCCUUCAGGUCUUUCCAAAGUGGUCUGUCAGGGGCUUUGUAGGGCCACACACUGCCCUGUCUCCACCCGCCACACACAUGGGCACCGCAACAGUGCCACAGGUGGCCCAUGGGGUGUAGGACCCUCUGAGAGAUUCAGGCAAAGAGCUGCCUCGGGGGUCAUGAGGGCAGUGGCCAGGCUCUCCAGGGAGCAAGAUUUGGACUUCAGGAUUUCCACUAGGCCCUGGUGGCUUCUCUGCACACGCCCUCAGGGCUACCCAGUUAACUCCAUCAAAGUCAGAGCUUCAAGGUGGAUCAGCCCAGAAUACUGGGGGAGAGAGGCUCCAGGGCUCCACCCAUGAAGACAAAGCUCCUCUGGCCCUGAUGUUGGCAGCAGCUGUGCCUUCUGCUCCAAGGACUUUUCCAAAAGGACGUUUUCUGGCUGCCACCCACCACAGCAUCCCUGCCUUUGAAGCUCUUGUCAUCUAAUGUUUCAUGGCCGGAGAGGUGCCAUUAUCUUGUCUCCUUUCCGUGCCACCCUGGCCCACCUCUCCACAAAUUCUUUCUUUCUGGAGACCUGGCUCUGCCUGCCUGGUUCGGCUGAGGGGGAGGAGGGUAUUUUCUGAGCUAGGCUUUGUCAUCAGUAUGGGAGGUGGGCGGGACGCAGGUGAGCUCUGAGACGGUGAGCCCAUGAAGCCUGUGGUCCCUUCCUGCCUCAUGAAGUCAGGAACCUCCAAGGUCGGCCUGGGGCCAGGCCUCCAUCCCCUUUCCCUGUGGUGCGGCGGCUCUGGAGGAGGAGCAGAGCGUCCACCAUCUCUGACCAGGCCUUCCAGAGGUUCCUCUGGGAGGGGUCUCUCCACUGAGCUCCUGGCUGGUGAGAGGGGACCCUCAGUGAGGACCAAGUGAGGCUGACUCUGUAGCGUGGCCAGCAUAGCACUCGGCAUACAGUGGGUACUCACUAAACGCACUGCUUCCUUCCCACCCUGCAGUGCUUCAGGAGCCCUGACAUAGUGGGGUGGUAAGAAGUCUCCCUCCUAAAUCUGCCUCUUCCUCGUGACUUCCUUGUGGCUGGCGCGGUCUCACCCCUUCCCUCCAGGUUCCUGGGGCUCAAGCUUCUGAGGGGAAGGGGCUCCCCCAUGCAGUUGGCCUGCCACGUACACGCGGCAGACUCUUGGACUCCUCAGGCCCAGUGCGGGCUGCGAGAGGACCGCCGAGCCAGCUGUCAUUCUGAGGGCUAGAGCGGCUCAUGCAAGGUCUCAGGUCUGGCCGUAGAGCUGGGGCCUCUUCUUGCCCUUCUCUUCCUAGGGCAGGGAUGAGGAAGUCUUGGGGAGAGUCUAAAGGGCCAGAGCAUUUUUAAAAAUGUAUACAGGGUCUUGGGACUGGGUUUUGAGAUUGAGUCGAGAGCAGGGAAAAAAACCCCAAAGGUCGGUGCCCCUAUGGGGCAGACCAGUAAAGAACUCCCUUGACUGUAUUUUUUUAUCCAGUUGUCCCUCCUCUCUGGCUUCCAGGUCCUCCAUGCCAGGUGAGGUGCCUGGGUCCCUGUUACAAGUCAGGAGCCCUGUAAAAAGAGCCCUCCUUUUGUACAAGUACCUGAAUGCUGCAGUGAGCAGACUUUUGUAAAAUUUUAUAUUAGUUUCUAAUGUCAACGGCGACUUGGUUCCUGGGGGCUGCAGCCGGCCUGGGACUUUUGUAAGAAUUUUUGGGUGACUCACUUAGAUGUCGUUUCCUUCUUGCUCCCUCUUCCUCUGUGUAAUCUAAGUGCAUUAAACAUAUUUGCAGAAGUGCCUG